AUGGCCUCCUCCUCCUCGUGCCCGCUCGCCCCCGGGCCAAGCGGCUCCAAUUCCAAGCCCAGGACGGCGCGCGCCAGCGGCGUCGGGUUCGGAGGCGUAGCAAUGGCGCGGAGCGUGGCGGCGGUGAAGCUGGAGCCGUGGGCGGCGAGCGCAGAGGAAGGGUCGUCAGUGGUGCCGCGGUCGAUGGAGGGGCCGCCGCUCCCGGCGCCGUUCGUGGCGAAGACGUACGAGAUGGUGGAGGACGCGGCCACGGACGCCGUGGUGUCGUGGGCGCCCGGCGGCGCGGGGAGCAGCUUCGUGGUGUGGGACCCGCAGGCGCUCGCCGCCGGCAUCCUCCCUUGCUUCUUCAAGCACGCCAACUUCGCGUCCUUCAUCAGGCAGCUCAACAUCUACGGAUUCAGGAAGGUGAAUCCGGAUCGUUGGGAGUUUGCAAAUGAAUCCUUCUUAGCAGGCCAGAAGCAUUUGCUGAAAAACAUCAAGAGGAGGCGCACUUCCAAGCCUCAGAUGGAAGCACAGCCAAGAAACUGUGCAGGUGCUUGUCUCAGACCGCCAAAGGAUCCCAGCGAGGUCGAGAGUUUGAAACGAGACCGGGCAGCACUCAGGGCUGAAGUCAUCACGCUAAGGCAGCAGUACAGCAUUUGCAAAUCCCAACUCGUCGCCUUGGAGGAGAGGAUCUUGAACAACGAGAGGAACCAGCAGAGGGCCAUCGCCUUCUUUGCAAAGGUGCUCAGCAACCCAGGUUUCGUGCAGCAGGUCCUGCUCAACUAUGCCAAGGAGAAAGAGCUACGCGGCGCUUCCAAAAGACAGCGGCUGAUGAAAAACGAAGAACAUCGGCACGGCGAUUUGCCACUGAGGAAUAGCACCGAAGCUGCGCUUGGGACAGUGGUGGCUGGCGUCUCUGCGGGGAGCAGCGAUGGUGGCACAGCCGCGAAACAGGAACCUGGGCCUGAGUUGAAUGGUCAGGAGAUGGACAGUAUUUGGUAUGGUGUGUGGGACGAGCUGGACGUGAUACCAGGCGCUGAUAUGGACUGGCGAGAAGCAGACAAGGGCGUGGCUGGCUUCGACGUCGAGGACUUCAGUGGACGGCCUUGCGGUUGGGAUGAUGACUGCUCGUAUCUGGCGGAGCCGAUGCAGUUUGUGGAGCACUAUGACUAG
Miscanthus lutarioriparius is the source of this 1155-nucleotide messenger RNA. The record is from the annotation of a GenBank genome assembly. Lineage: Eukaryota; Viridiplantae; Streptophyta; Magnoliopsida; Poales; Poaceae.